AUGGCGGGGCCCCGGGCGGCCGCGGCGGCGCUGCUCCCGGCGGUCCUGUGGGCCGUGCUGGCGUCCUGGGCCGCCGCCGCCCCCGCCGCCCCCAACGGCACGCUGGGGGCCGAGCUGGAGCGCCGCUGGGAGAGCCUGGUGGCGCGCUCGCUGGCGCGCCUGCCGGUGGCCUCGCAGCCCAAGGAGGCGGCCGUCCAGAGCGGCGCCGGCGACUACCUGCUGGGCAUCAAGCGGCUGCGGCGGCUCUACUGCAACGUGGGCAUCGGCUUCCACCUCCAGGUGCUCCCCGACGGCCGCAUCGGCGGCGUGCACGCGGACACGAGCGACAGCCUUCUGGAGCUCUCGCCGGUGGAGCGGGGCGUGGUGAGCAUCUUCGGAGUGGCCAGCCGGUUCUUCGUGGCCAUGAGCGGCAAGGGCAAACUGUACGGCUCGCCCUUCUUCACCGAAGAGUGCAAGUUCAAAGAGAUCCUCCUCCCUAACAACUACAACGCCUAUGAGAGCUACCGCUACGCGGGCACGUUCAUCGCCCUGAGCAAGAACGGCAAGACCAAGAAGGGGGGCCGGGUGUCGCCCGCCAUGAAGGUCACCCACUUCCUGCCCCGGCUGUGA
Molecule: messenger RNA, 609 nt
Organism: Hyaena hyaena (striped hyena)
Lineage: Eukaryota; Metazoa; Chordata; Mammalia; Carnivora; Hyaenidae
Gene: FGF4
Product: fibroblast growth factor 4
Exons: 3
Coding region: 1-609 (202 amino acids)
Biological process (GO): positive regulation of protein phosphorylation; positive regulation of gene expression; regulation of cell migration
Cellular component (GO): cytoplasm
Molecular function (GO): fibroblast growth factor receptor binding; growth factor activity
Source: RefSeq, a predicted model, not a curated record